CGUUGCCUUCUCGCUCCUCCUCUUCUGCCUCCUGCACCGGCUUUCAACUCUAGACACUGUUCUGUACUUGCUCUCUCAGUCAAAUUAGGCAGACUCGCAGAUCUCCUUCUCCCAUCUUUCGACACUAACUCCCGGGUCCGAUCGAGUGAGAUCCACUUAUUGCGACCACAUCCCACUUCACACCUCCUCGACCGCCUUCCAUCCCACUCCAAGGAAACUCGCCGCUCUUCCCCAACAACCCACCCCUUCUCGAGCUUUCGUAUUGCGGAUCGGUGUGAGACGCAGAAUCUCAUAGAGAUACUCCGUCUUUCACAUACAUUCUAGACUCUCCCCUUCUCUACACACAGUCCUUAUCAACAAUGUGGUCCUGGUUCGGCGGAGCGGCCGCUCAGAAGCGGAAAGAUGCGCCCAAGGAGGCGAUCCUGAUGCUCCGCGAGCAGCUGGACAUGCUCCAGAAGCGCGAGAAGUAUCUCGAAAGCCAGAUGGACGAGCAGGAUGCGAUUGCGAGGAAGAACGUGACGACGAAUAAGACCGCGGCCAAAAACGCCCUGCGACGGAAGAAGAACCACGAGAAGAACCUCGAGCAGACGACCGCGCAGAUCGUACAGCUCGAACAGCAGAUCUACUCGAUCGAGGCGGCGAACAUCAACCAGGAGACUCUCAAUGCCAUGAAGGCGGCCGGUGCGGCGAUGACGCAGAUCCAUGGCUCGAUGACCAUCGACAAGGUGGAUGAGACGAUGUACGUGUAUACAUAUGUUCAUCAUGGUUGGAAGUGGCGGCGCAGCCGGGGGCUAACCAGUGGGCACUUGAAACAGGGACAAACUCCGCGAACAGCACCAACUCAGCGAGGAGAUCGCCCAGGCCAUCACAAGCAGCUCCAUCACCGAACAACCGGACGAGGCCGAUCUGGAGGCCGAGCUCGAGGGUCUGGAGCAGGAGGCGAUGGACGAGCGGAUGCUCAAGACCGGCACCGUGCCCGUGGCAGACCAGCUCAACCGGUUACCCGCCGCGGCCAACGGAGAACGUGAGUUCACUACUCCUCUACCUUCCCAGCAAGCUCAAUCUCUGGAACGUAAACAACUAAACCUCAAACCUCUAGUCAAAACCCAACCCACACACAUCGAAGAAGACGACGAGGAAGCAGAGCUGGAAAAGCUUCGCGCCGAGAUGGCCAUGGGAUAAGUGGGGAUCGGGGGGGCGCUGUGCACCCCCUCCUUCUUUGCUUUAUUCU
This is a messenger RNA of Aspergillus brunneoviolaceus CBS 621.78, 1231 nucleotides long. RefSeq names its product ESCRT-III subunit protein SNF7. Bases 360 to 1028 code for a protein of 222 amino acids. Lineage: Eukaryota; Fungi; Ascomycota; Eurotiomycetes; Eurotiales; Aspergillaceae. The transcript is spliced from 2 exons. The record is from RefSeq and is a predicted model, not a curated record. Gene Ontology annotation, biological process: vesicle budding from membrane; late endosome to vacuole transport via multivesicular body sorting pathway. Gene Ontology annotation, cellular component: multivesicular body; ESCRT III complex; cytoplasmic side of plasma membrane.